Molecule: messenger RNA, 3535 nt
Organism: Daphnia magna
Lineage: Eukaryota; Metazoa; Arthropoda; Branchiopoda; Diplostraca; Daphniidae
Product: vacuolar protein sorting-associated protein 11 homolog
Exons: 17
Coding region: 144-3422 (1092 amino acids)
Biological process (GO): organelle fusion; vesicle-mediated transport; endosome organization
Cellular component (GO): endosome; HOPS complex
Molecular function (GO): protein-macromolecule adaptor activity; protein binding
Source: RefSeq, a predicted model, not a curated record
CAUCAUCGAUCCAGCCGAAGUCAAAGUCAACAUCAGACCAGACGAAUUUUUUGCUCGGCAAUAUUUCUGUUUGACAUAUGAAAUGAAUAAAUUGUAGUAUUAUUUAGAGCUGAUGCUUCUUCGAUUCAUAUUUAUCUGUAACAAUGGCUUUCUUCCAGUGGAGAAGGUUUAAUUUUUUUGAGUUACUGAAGGAAACAGACAAUGGUACUUUGGACAGGUCAUUCAAGGAUGUAACAAUAAACUGUAGUUCAAGUGGUAGAGGAUACCUAAUUCUUGGAGAUAACUUGGGCCUGGUCCAUCUCUUUGACAGGCAGUAUCAACGAGAAUCCUUUAAGGCAUAUAAUGUGAAUACUAGCCAUGUGCUUCAACUUAAACAAUCAUCAUUUCUUGGCACAGUUGGUGAAGAUGAUCCAGGAAUCAAUCCUGUUAUCAAAAUUUGGAAUCUGGAAAAGAAAGACAUACAUGGUUGUCCAGUAUGUGUUCACCUAGUUCGAGCUCUCCCCGGAAACCGGCCAGUUCCAGUUACGGCAUUCACCAUUGACGAACAAAUGCAUUUGAUGGCAGCUGGAUUUGCGGAUGGUUCAAUAGUCCUAUAUAGAGGUGAUUUAAGUCGUGAACGUCACAGCAAACAGAAGUUUCUACAGGCUGGGACCAGUCUCAUCUCUGGACUUUGUUUGCGGACUACCCAGAAAAUGUCACAUUUAUAUGUUGCAACACUAUCAACAGUCGUGAUGUACACAAUUGUUUCUAAAGACAAGGAGCAAUUUUCACAACUUGAUACAGUGGGUUGCUCCCCAGGAUGUUUUGCGUUUGCUGACUCAAAACAAGGGCAGCAUUUCAUGAUUGCUCGAAAUGAUGCUGUUUAUUGUUAUACGGUGGAAGGAAGAGGGCCCUGUUAUGCAUUUGAAGGAGAGAAGCUUGACUUACAUUGGUUUCGUGGUUACCUAAUAAUCGUAUCUAAAAUUGCCGGAAAGGGGGACGCAGACAGCGACAAGACCACUGUAACCAUCUUCGACGUCAAUAACAAGUUUAUUGCAUUUACAGCACCCAUCGCUAAAGCUUAUCGAGUUAUUUCGGAAUGGGGAUCUCUGCUUGUACUAACGAAGGAUAAAAAUAUUCAUCAGUUAAUGGAAAAAGACUUGCAUACAAAACUAGACAUUCUUUUCAAAAAGAACCUUUAUGACGUUGCAAUCAGAGUGGCCAAAAGCCAACAGUAUGAUAUUGAAGGGCUAAUGGAGAUUUUCAAACUGUAUGGUGAUCAUCUAUACGCUAAGGGAAAUCAUUCUGGAGCUAUGGAACAAUAUUUGAAAACAAUCGGUCGUUUGGAACCGUCGUACGUCAUCAAGAAAUUUCUGGAUGCUCAGCGGAUACAUCAGUUGACUGCCUACUUACAAGAACUACACAAGCAAGGCUUGGCUAGCGAAGAUCACACCACGUUACUUCUAAAUUGCUAUACCAAACUGAGAGAUACAGAUCGCUUAAACCAGUUUCUAAAUACCAAAGAUCAACGAAGCGAAUUUGACGUCGAAACUGCCAUUAGAGUUUGUCGACAGGCGGGUUAUUUUGAGCAAGCAUUACGUCUAGCCGAAGAUCGAGGAAAGCACGAAUGGCACCUUAAAAUACUUUUGGAAGAUCUUUCUGACUACCGACAAGCACUGGAAUAUAUUCAAAAAUUACCUCCAGAUUUAGCCAAAGUAAAUCUCCAGGAAUACGGCAAUGUCCUACUUGAAGAACUUCCCGACGAGACUACAAAACUGCUAUUAGAUUUAUGUUGCAGUAAGAGCCACAAUAACGAAGUGUGUGAUCCAGAAGAGUUUCUGUUGCUUUUCAUCAACCGUAACGAGAAAUUGGUUGAGUUUCUUGAAAACGUGUUACAGGUCCAUCCUAAUUCAAAUAGUUCACUGCAUUUUGCACUGCUUGAGCAGUACCUUUUGAUGUGGACUAAAAAUACUGCAAACCCGGAGUUGGAAAAGAAAAUUACGCUUCUUCUGCAGAAUUCUUCCGUCUUGGGUGCCGCAGAUCGUGCUCUUUUCCUUUGUCAAACACACAAAUUUCGUCCUGGAAUUCUGUUCAUCUUUGAAAAGACAAAACUUUAUGGGGAAUUACUCCACUUUUAUGCAAACGAGAAUAACUUUGAGAGUGUAAUUUCCACCUGCAGAAGGUUUGGUCAGCAAGAACCAUCUCUAUGGGUGAGGGCUUUGACAUUAUCUACUUCAAACGACAAGGUAACUACCGAAUGUUUGGCGGAAAUAUUAGCGUCCAUAGAGAAACUCAAACUUCUCCCUGCCCUUAGAGUAAUUGAGAUGCUAGGUCGUUCUCCUAACGCUACUUUGGGUCUCGCACGGGACUACUUGAUUCGCACUCUUCAGUCGGAUCAGUCGAACAUCAGUGAAGAUGAGAGACUUAUCCAGCAGUAUCGUCAAGAAACUGAAGCAGUCAGGGAAAAAAUUAAGGAUAUAAAGACGAGUGCUUUAGUGUUUCAAGGUUCUAAAUGCAACGUAUGUAACCAGCCACUAGAACUGCCGUCAGUCCAUUUCCUCUGUCUGCAUUCAUUCCAUCAACAUUGCUUUGAUAGCUAUGCUGAUAACGAGAACGAAUGCCCAGCCUGCCAUACGGAAAAUAAAAGGAUUUUGGACAUUGUCCGGGCACAGGAGCAGAGCAAAGAUCUUCAUGAAGCCUUCCAUGGGCAACUGGAAAAAGCUGAUGACCCUUUUACGGUACUUGCCGACUAUUUUGGCCGCGGAGUCUUCAACAGCUUACCGUCCUGGGAGACGGCUAUUUCGGGCCAUCAAGGUGUUCGUACCGAUUUGUCAUCCGUUUCUUGGGGACCUCAAAAUGCUGGUCCAGGUUUUGAAGCUAAGCUGCGUAAGAGUGAAGGCAAAAGCUGUGCGAAUCUUACAGCUUUUGUCUUGCCAGGAUUCACGAAUGAAGGUCGUGUGAGAUUGCAAGAAAAUGCUUCGGUCCGACCUACACGAAUCGAUGUGACUGAAGGCCGAUUGCGCAACGCUGAGGUGAUUGGAGCUGUAGAACGAGCUGCAUCGAAUAACGCUGCGACUACAACUUCCGAAGCAAGGCAUCGGCUUCAAGAAGGAACAAACGCGAAAAAUUUUCUAACAACACCGGUCGAAAUUCCCCGUCAAACCGUGGUAACGCAAUCGGCUGCGAGCGUUCCAAACUACGUAGGAGCGGUUAAAGCGGUUGUCGCUUCCGGUUCAUCUGACUUCAGUACGUCACUAAGAAAAUCUUCUAAUUUAUCCCUACGUAAAGCGUACGGCAAUCAAGCGAAUGCAGAACCGGAAAAUCCCUUCAAGGAAAACACUUAUGACGAAUCAAAAAAUCCAUUUGCUGAUGAGCAAUCUUCCAAUCCCUUUGGUGAUGACGAGGACGAUUAUAAUGACAGUCUAAAUCCUUUCGCUGAAUAAUAUAAUUUUUCAAUCUCAAGUUGAUUUAACGCCAUGUGUGCUGUAUCCCUUGAGUCCACUUUCCAUUACGUUGACUUUAUGAAAUUAAUGCUAAAUAGACACGUAAACACCAA